Molecule: messenger RNA, 1822 nt
Organism: Branchiostoma belcheri (Belcher's lancelet)
Lineage: Eukaryota; Metazoa; Chordata; Leptocardii; Amphioxiformes; Branchiostomatidae
Exons: 1
Coding region: 67-1698 (543 amino acids)
Molecular function (GO): protein binding
Source: RefSeq, a predicted model, not a curated record
UGUGGGCUAGCUUGUUGUUUUGACCACGUCCCCACUCCGUUGCCACCAACUCUGAGGGAACUAAGAAUGUUGAGUCAGAACAUCACAAACAUCAACGUGGGGGACUUUUUCCCCCGCCUGGAGUUUUUGGAGAAGCUGGUUAUAAGGAAAAGUCGUAUUGCAGUGCUUCAGCCAAGAUGUUUUGAAAGCUUGCCCAGUGUCACUGAACUGGACCUUCUUGGGAACAACAUCAGAAGACUUGGAGCAGAAGUCUUCAUGGGGCUAGACAGGCUUCAAGUUCUGAACUUGCAGGAGAAUGAGAUAUAUCAUGCUGAUGCUGCAGCAUUCUCUGGGCUGCCCAGACUGAGAACUCUCUUUCUAAGUAAAAAUUGCCUUUCAAGUAUUCCAAAUCUGCCAGCAGAGUCAAAUACUAGUACAUCGAUUGGCCUCAAGUUGUCUGACAAUGCUAUUACAUCCAUCAGCAGUGUGGAAGAGCUGGGGAAAAUCCUGUGGCUUGACUUGGAAGGUAACAAGAUCCAGUGUGACUGCACUAUGCGACAAGUCAAGAAAUAUAUCCUUCAGAAUAGGCAUUUGAGGUUAUACGUGCCUUGCUGGGUCGGUGCCCCUAGACUGAUCAUGAAAAGAACGUACUUGUCCAUGUACAAAGAAAUCAGGUAUGUAGACUGGGAUGACCUGAGAUGUUCCUCACCUAAUGUGUCUGUUACUUUAGACAACGAGACUGUAAACAUCACAGGUAACCUUUCCUUCACCUGCCAGACUAACUGUCGAGAAGGUCUGAGCUUCUGGUGGAUUACACCCAGUGGAGACUACAAGCCACCAAGCUAUAUGUACUCCAAUAACUAUACCCUUGAGAAAAAAUGGUCAUGCAAAGGCUCACCAGUUACAAGAUUGGAAACAAAAAGAAUGUGCUUCUCUGUUUUGAACAUUCCAGUCGUUAGCACAGGCACAGAAGGCACAUACACUUGCCAUGUGACAGCCAACCAUACAGACAAUGCAAGUGCAUCUGUUGUUCUCGAUGCUAGAGAAGUUCACAGUGCAACAACAGUUAAGCAAAACAUGGAAAGAAGUACCACAACAUACCCUUCUGGGUUAAAAACGACAGUUAGGCAUGUCACAUUACAAGGAGAAGACAAAAGUAUUGGAACUGAGAGCACACCUCACUCUAGUCCUGGACUGACUACAACACAGCUUAUCAUUGCCGGACUGUCUCCUAUCUGUGUGUGUUCCAUUAUCAUGGUUGGAGUGAUCAUAAAAGCUGCUUGCGGACAAAGGAAUGCUGCAGAUGGAAACCAUGAUAUUGAAGACACAAAUAGAGACACAGAAAGCAAAGGAAAGAAAGCAAACAAAGCAAAGGAAGAUCAUUACGAGAACGACGACCAGUUCUCAGAUGCAGAUGGUGCAAAAGGAGCUCAUUAUGAAAACAACGAUCAGUUUUCUGACACAAAGGAAGCAAAAGCAGGUCAUUAUGAGAAUGAUGAUCAGUUUUCAGAUGCAGGUGAAGCAACAGCAGGUCAUUAUGAGAACAGUGACCAAGUCUCUGACAUGGACAGAUCCACAGGAAACUAUAUGAACGAUGAUCAGUUUUCAGACAAAGAUGUAACAAAAGAAGGUCAUUAUGAAAACAAUGAUCAGUUUUCAGACGCAGGAGAAGCAACAGCAGGUCAUUAUGAGAAUGAUGAUGAAUUGUCUCAGUCUUAGAGCAUUUUUUCAGCAGAGCAAUGGAAUGCAAUUUGGGACCUCCCACGCCAGUUAUUCAAAUAAUGUUGGAUCUGGGUUAAGAAUUGCUUUGAACACCAUCCUAAAAAUGAAUAAAAAAUGCAUU